This is a messenger RNA of Linepithema humile (Argentine ant), 5128 nucleotides long. The record is from RefSeq and is a predicted model, not a curated record. Lineage: Eukaryota; Metazoa; Arthropoda; Insecta; Hymenoptera; Formicidae.
UUCAACUCGCUCCUUGAAGGAUUCGCUAUUGUUCUUUGAACAAAAAAUACAACAUCGAGUUUAUCAUAAAUAAACACUCGUACUCAAAUGGCUUCUCGAAUGUAAUAAUACUUUUGUAAGACUAUUUACAUAGCUGAAUCGUAAAGUUGACACAACGAUUAUGUAUCACGUCGAACGUAAUAAGUAAUUCGAUAUAAACGAGUUACGGUUAAAAAGCGUGCGAUGAUGGUCAAUGACAGUGACGUUGACAGCUGGAAGACAGAAUCUGAAUGUAACGGAUUCGGUCAAGGAGACGGUCCGAACUGGCAAAGAAAGAUUGCUCUCAUCGAUCAUCAUGUGCAUUCCAAUGGUACUUACGGGGAUGCAACUUUGACACGAACGAAAAUUUCGAAAUGUGGUUCAGAAAUCCGGUACAUCAAUCCCGCCAUUUACACGGAAUCUGUCGACGAAGAGAAGCGCAAUGCAGCGACUCGCAGACCUGAAAACGAUCGUAAGCAGGAAGAUCGUUGUAAAGUUUUAAUAAUAUUUUAUCCAACUAUAAGAAUUUACAGUUUUAUCGAAAGAAUUUUUAUCGAUCUUCGCAACUCAUCUCUUCUUGCAGAACAUUGUGAUGAGCAAACGAUCGACGCAAAUCGCGACGAUUUCAAUUCUUCGACGAUCGAUCUACCGUCCAUCGCGAAGAAUGCAACGAGCGAUGAUCAUGCCGAGCAUCCGGUCGGUACUGGGCAAAAUACGUACAGGUGUUACUCAACGUCCUUUCCGGACACCACGUUGUCCCUUGAACCAUUAACAGCUCGAUCCGCAGCCUCGUCGGGGACGAUCACGCGAAUAGAACGACGAUGCAAGAUCAGUAGCAUCCUGGCGAACGUCGGCGAGGACGAAGCGACAAAACAGGACAAAUGCACUUCGGACAAUCGGCAAAUUGUGCGAAUUUCCGCGACAUCUCUCGCAAUCGACUCGUCGAGCGCCAGCGACUGUCAAAUGACGGACAUGCCGAACCUCGGCAGAAGGAUUGCCCAUUCGGAAUGGAUCCGCAGGAAACACGAGGCCGCGCGGCGCAAAAAGGAAGAGGAGGAACGCGCGGCGAAGAAGCGGCAGGAGGAAGAAAAACGGGUGGCGCGCGAAAAAGAGGAGAGGGCUCGGCUGGAAAAGGAGAACUUUCUCAAGUGGGUGGAGACGAAGAAGCGGCAGGAGUUGGACAGAAAAGCGAUGCUCGAGAACGAAUUGGAAUUGCAAAAGCGCCUGAAGGAGAUCGAGGAUAAAGCCGCCGUCGCGAAGGCCCUGUACCUCCGUCAGUGGGCUCAUAAAAAGAAGGAGGAGCAGAAGGCGCGACAUAAGGAGCAGGAGACGCGGCAGAGGAAGAUAAACGAGGAGCGCGAGAGGAGGCUGGAACAGAGCUCGAAGGCUUACGAGAAAUGGAGGGAGAAUUCGAAGAAUAAACCUAAGCCCGCCACGCAAGGGCUGCUGCCUCAUCAGAAAGCGAAACCGGCAUACGUAAACCCGAUUCCUUGGCAAUCAAUCGUGGAUCCCGAUUCCGACGAAGCGCGAGACAAUGCGUUCAGCGAAAAGAAGGAGAAUAUAAAUCAGCUGAAGACGAAUCGGCAGAAAAACGAUGGCGCAUCAGUGAUUAAGAGCUGAAAUAAUGAUUUGUGAAACAAUUUCUCUCCGCCGUUUCAUCUAAAACACGAUCUAGUUACGAGAAUCUUUAGCGUAGCAAAUUUAUUAAAGAGUCUUUGCGAGAAUCUUGUUCUUCAAUUUAAUUACAAGCUUCAUUUGAGGCUUAAUUGCCAAGAUAUUUAAUUACAAAGUUGCGAGAGAUAGCGUCUUCCGGGAAAUUGUCGCGAAAGAGAAUUUUACAAAAUUUUACAUUCUCAUACAUCAUUCUAUCAUGAUACCACCUCCUCCCCCUACUUACAGGCGAGCAUAAGGGUGUGUAAGGGCGAUAUGAUAUCACAAUUUGAUCCACAUACGUCAAUUUGAUUGAAGUGACUUUAAUGAUAUAGGUUUGCUCACACGUUUAAUGACAACCUGUGCUACAAUAAUACAAAGUAUUUGAUUAUAACAAGACAAAGCAGACCUCGUGACUUUGUAAUCUGUAUCUCUCUUCCUCCUUCUCCACAAGUUAGUUAUCAAACUAUUACACCACCGGUACGCCCCUCUAACGAGAGAAGAACACACCUACUAUUUCGCAAACCGUUAAUUGUAUAGUACGAGAAAUAUCGUGAGAGCCUCUCAUCGCCUAUUUGCCAUACGUAAGACACAUUAUUUCUUCCUCUUUUCUUUCUUUUUUUUUUUCUUUUGUUUCUCUUGGACAACAACUCUUCCUCUAAACAAUGUCUUAGCUUUGCUUUUGUUCACACACUCGUCACCAUGUUAUAUACAAUAUGCACAACACUUGCAUCCUUACAAAGCGCAUCCUACUGUGUAAUUUACAAUCGAAAUGGCAAAUGACAAUCGAGUAAUCGAGAGCAGGGUGUGUAAUCGUUUACGUAUAUGUACGAAUGUGUACGUAACAAUCAUAUAUAUGUAGGUAUAUAUAUAUAUAUAUAUAUAUAUUUUUAUAUAUAUAUAGCGGUAGAUAUUGCUUUUUAUACAUUGUAUCUUGGUAUACACAUGUACAUGUAACUUACAACCUACGCUUUUUAUUCUUCACAUAAUUUUCGCUGACCGUUUUUUUCAAAGAGGGAAAGGCAAUAAAGCAGCGAUUUUUGUGAAGAUAAAUGCGAAUGUAUACAUUAACGGCGGCGAUAGUACCUUUCUUUGUUCAUUGCUAACGCAAUUAUUCCAAGUCGAUCGAUCGAGUAUGCAAUCUCGUUACGGCUCUGUUCAAUUGACUUUUACGUCACGUACGAUAGAAAAUAAAUGUUACAUCUACAAUUUCGUCCGCGAGAUCUCUAUAAAAAAAAGCCAUAAUUACGUAAAAUGCGCAAAAAAUGAGUAAUGGAAAAUUCUUUCACUUAUUUUGCUCUUAUGAAAGAAGUUCAUUAUUUUAUUAAAAAGAAUUGAAUUGCGCAGUGAGAAAUGUGAAAUUUCAAUUUCAAAUUUCUGAUUUCGAAGUUUGUAGCUUCGUAACAUUACAAGUAAAUGCUUAUCGGUUUCCUUUAAUGCAUUUGAUGUAUUUUACAGGAAACUCUUUUACAUUUUCUUGUUAUUCUCUGAUCGAUGGAUUUUUUAAUAUCCGCGUUACACCUGCAUUACGGCGGAAUAUUGCGACGAAAAUUCCGUAAAGAUGAUUAUCGUGCGAAACGAGUGUUCCGUGAAAACGAAAGAAAUUCAAUUCGACGCAACAUCGACGACAUACUAGAAAAAUAUCGCAUAAUAUAUAUAUAUAUAUAUAUGUAUGUAUAUAUAUAUUCGUGUUUUCGAUAUAUUAUUUAUUAUAUGUGUCCAUCUAAAUCUUUAAAUCUCCGGCUUUAUAUAAGGUGCGUUCGCGUAUCAAGUAUAAAAGUCUUAUCGGGCUCUAAUACGUAUAUAUAUAUUUAUAUGUAUUUAUAUGUAUUCAUACGCAUUGUAUGCAUCAAAAUAAGUGAAUCUUUCGCGUUUGAUUCCCGACUCUUUACGGAAUUUUUUCACGACUGGGUGCGGGGGAGAAAGGGUCGGAGAUUUAUAACAAGUGACCUAUAUAUUUUUAUCUAUGUUAUUUACACACGACGAUCAGAAUAUCAAAAGGGUGAGUAAAAUCUACGUGCAUCCUAAUCUGAUGUUUAUCUCAAUGACACUAAUUUUCGAUAAACCGCGUGAUUCUCGGCACACUAUCACGCAUAGAGAUAUAUAUAUAUAUAUAUUGUCUCUAAUACUAUUUAAUAAAAGAAAGUGAUUAAUAAUUGUAAGACGAAAUAAAUGACAAUAACGUGCUAUUUCUCAAAGGAGUAAAUUACUCUCGUUUGACAGUGCAUUAAUUUUCCCAGAUAAUUUAGAAUCGAUUUUUUCUCCGUGAAGAUAGAGCGCGGUCGUUAUGACUUUCCAAUUUUUAACACUACACAUUUUUAUAAUAAAGUCUUAAAUUUAAAUUCUAUAAGUCUACCUUACUAAAUUAAUUGAAGAACGUGGUUUUACUUAUUUACUUGCAUUUUUCUACAGCUUAGUUUAUGAAGAGGCCGUUAUUUUUUACCGCGUUACUCAAAAUCCAUUGAUACCUGGUCAUUUUCAUAGAAGAUCGACCCCAAAUUAUCACGAAAGUCUGUCUUUAAGAGAUUUUUAGCGACGAGACACUCCGUAUAAUAAGAGUAAAUUAAUUAACAUUGCCCGUGAUUAUAAAUUAGACUUUAGAAUUGAUAAGAAUAUUCUUCAUAACAAGAAUAACGUACAAAAAAAAAAGAGGAAAAUAUUCAAAAAUCUUGAAACUGAGCCCUAAACUGAGCGAGAUUAAAUUUUCAAGAAUUUCAAGAGUGAAUUUCCAAGAAUCAUCUUCCUUUAGAGUUCACUGGUUUCACAUAAGGGUGUCUCAUGAUUGCAUCGUUGUUCACGAUACAAUCCUGAGGCACUUUAAUCCCGCAGGACGAAUUGAUUUUGAGCGGACCAUCCCCGCGUAGCCGUCCUCCUUCUCUCUUCCCCUCCUCUCUUUUUGUUGCGGAGAGAAUCAAGUUGCCAAGCGCGGUAUUGAGACAGGGUGCAGAGACAAACAUAUAAAGCAAGAAAAAUCGAAGGUGCAAAAACCGAGUGAGCGAUCGGGUGCGUUGGGUGGGAAAAGAUAGGGAUUAAAGUUGUCGGGGAAGAAUGAAAAUGUAUAUCUUUUUGUACGCAAUCGAGGAAGAUAUUGAUAGGCGGCGAUAUAUUUCAAAAACGAUAAAUGCGAGGGAAAAAGUGGAUGUCUAAAAAAACGGGACUUAUCUCGAAUACGAUGUGUGCAGAGGAAAUCUAUCAGAAAUAUCGAUAUAAUCUGAAAUAAAUUCGGCAGACUACGGACACUCUUCCCGCAAAAUGAACAAAACAGAUAAACAAAGUGCAAAAUUAUUUCAAACACGUUUGAUUUCAAUGAAUUAGAGGCAGGUUCGCGGAAGAGCAAUGAAGACAAAGAAAUGGGAAUAGAGAGAAAAAAAGAACUAACAUUUUUUGUGUAGGCGAAGGGAAGAGAGAAAGGGAGGAGAGAACGAGAACAGAGAAGAAAAAGAAGAGAGAGAGAGAGAGA